Messenger RNA from Mitosporidium daphniae, 219 nucleotides. RefSeq lists its product as uncharacterized. The record is from RefSeq and is a predicted model, not a curated record. NCBI's taxonomy places the organism in Eukaryota, Fungi, Microsporidia. Gene Ontology annotation, cellular component: cytoplasm; nascent polypeptide-associated complex. The coding region runs from base 1 to 219 and encodes 72 amino acids. Gene Ontology annotation, biological process: protein targeting to membrane. The transcript has a single exon.
AUGAUGAAAGAUUUUCCCGUCCAAUCUGCAUCGGCUUUAAAGCAAAUUGAAGGAGUGCAGGAGGUUGAUGAGUCAGCCCCUGUGGACGAAUCUGGCUUGGAGUCCAAGGAUAUUGAGAUGGUCAUGUCGCAGUGCAGUGUUUCUCGUCACCGUGCAGUACUGGCCCUCCGCGAGAAUCAAGGUGAUAUCGUCAAUGCCAUCAUGGCUCUCUCUGAUUAA